Messenger RNA from Cucumis melo (muskmelon), 1515 nucleotides. RefSeq names its product protein PELOTA 1. Bases 159 to 1298 code for a protein of 379 amino acids. Gene Ontology annotation, cellular component: cytoplasm. Gene Ontology annotation, biological process: RNA surveillance; nuclear-transcribed mRNA catabolic process, non-stop decay; ribosome disassembly. The transcript is spliced from 16 exons. NCBI's taxonomy places the organism in Eukaryota, Viridiplantae, Streptophyta, Magnoliopsida, Cucurbitales, Cucurbitaceae. The record is from RefSeq and is a predicted model, not a curated record.
AAAGGCGAGAAAAGAAUAGUAAGUUAGAGGUGUUGAUGUGAAUUGGGCAUUUUGAUCUGGGUACUAACCCUCUCUAUAUGUGAUUGAAGUUCGUUACUCUUACAAUAGAGAGAGGCACUGAAACCUCAUAUUGGAAAUUCAGACUCUCUAUUGAAAUCAUGAAGAUCGUACGCAAACAGCUUGAUCCAAAUGGAGCUGGUAGCGUCAAGAUGGUGCCGGUUGAUUCAGAUGAUCUAUGGCAUGCGUUCAAUCUGAUAGCUCCGGGAGACACUGUUAUGGCUGUCACCGUUAGAAAAGUCAUCAAAGAGAAGGCUUCUGGAGGAAGAGAUGCAGAACGAGUGAAACUCAAGCUAGAAAUAAAAGUUGAGGAGGUGGCAGAUUAUGACAAAGUUGGCUCUAUUCUGCGGAUACGUGGAAAAAAUAUUCUUGAAAAUGAGCAUGUGAAGAUUGGGGCUUACCAUACUCUAGAACUUGAGCUGAAUCGGCCAUUUGUCUUGAGAAAGGAUGUUUGGGACUCUUUUGCACUAGAUGUACUCCAUCAAGCUUCUGAUCCUGCUGCUAGUGCUGAUUUGGCUGUGGUUUUAAUGCAAGAAGGACUGGCGCAUGUUCUCCUUGUUGGAAAAAGUAUGACAAUUACUCGAGCUCGAAUAGAAACUUCAAUUCCUCGCAAGCAUGGGCCGGCUAUUGCUGGUUAUGAGUCAGCCUUGAGUAAAUUCUUCGACAAUGUUUUGCAGGCUUUCUUGAAGUAUGUUGAUUUUAAUGUGGUGCGCUGUGCAGUGAUAGCUAGUCCUGGAUUUACAAAGGACCAGUUCCAUCGACACUUAUUAUUGGAAGCCGAAAGAAGACAGCUAAGACCUAUUAUUGAGAAUAAAUCUCGCAUAGUUCUUGUACAUACAACCUCAGGAUACAAGCAUAGUUUACGAGAGGUUUUGGAUGCUUCAAAUGUCAUGAAUAUGAUAAAAGACACUAAAGCUGCUCAGGAGGUGCGAGCUCUAAAGGACUUUUUCAGCAUGCUCUCUAAUGAUCCAGACCGUGCUUGUUAUGGACCGAAACAUGUGGAGGUUGCCCAUGAACGACUGGCUAUUCAAACGUUGCUCAUUACUGAUGAUCUCUUCAGGAAUAAUGAUAUAACGGAGCGACAAAAGUAUGUCAAUUUGGUUGAUUCAGUUAGAGAUUCGGGUGGCACUGUUCAUAUAUUUUCAUCCAUGCACGUCUCGGGGGAACAACUUGCCCAGAUAACUGGAAUUGCAGCUAUCCUACGAUUUCCUCUGCCGGAUCUCGAAGACAUUGAAAUGUAAAUGUAAUGUGGUUGAAUUUAUUACAAUGUUAUUUUGUUUAAAACAUUAAUUUAUGGCCAUUGGCCUGCAUAUAAUAAGAUGACGUCUGUAUCUUUGUAUUGUUCUAAAAUUUGUAGAUUGAACGAACAGUCUACCCCUAGAUUAUACUAUGUGUAUAUGUUUAACUUUCAAAGUAUAUGUCCUAUUACCGUACAAUAAUAAUAUUUGUCAUUUGUCA